AUGACAUCAAAGAAACCAGAAUGGAAUAACGCGAUGAAAAAUGAAGGGUUGGAUGAUAUGACCCUUCUCUCUAAAGUUACAAAUGAUCAAAUUUUAGAGAACCUCAAAAAGAGAUUUGAAAAGGAUAUCAUUUACACCAACAUUGGUGAUGUACUCAUCUCUGUCAAUCCCUUCAAACCAAUCCCAAUCUACACUGACGAGAUUCUUCAUGAAUAUGUUGGAAAGUCACGUAUCGAGCUUCCACCACACGUCUUUUCCAUUGCUGAACAAACCUAUCGUUCCAUGAUCAAUGAUAAAGAAAAUCAAUGUGUCAUUAUUUCUGGUGAAUCUGGUGCUGGAAAGACUGAAGCAGCCAAAAAGAUUAUGCAAUAUAUUGCAGCAGUCAGUGGUGAAAGUGGAAGUACAAGUAAUAAAAAGGUAGAACAUGUCAAAUCGAUCAUUUUGGAAACCAAUCCAUUAUUGGAAGCUUUUGGUAAUGCAAAGACUCUACGUAAUAAUAAUUCCAGUCGUUUUGGAAAAUAUUUUGAAAUUCAAUUUAAUAAGAAUAAUGAACCAGAGGGAGGAAAGAUUACCAAUUAUUUGUUGGAAAAAUCAAGAGUUGUAUAUCAAUUAAAUGGUGAACGUAAUUUCCAUAUUUUCUAUCAAUUCUGUAGAGGAGCAACCAAAAAGGAACAAGAGGAGUUUGGUAUUUAUGGUCCAGAGAGCUUUGCCUAUCUUACCAAGGGCAAUACAUUGGACAUUGAUGGUGUCGAUGACUUUGAAGAGUUUGGAUUGACACGUAACGCCAUGAAUGUCAUUGGUAUCACUGCACAAGAGCAACACAAUAUAUUCAAGUUGAUUGCAGCCAUUCUCUGGCUCGGUAACAUUGAAUUCAAGGAACAAGCCGGUGACAAGGCUGUCGUCGUCGACCAAAGUGUCCUUGAUUUUGCAGCUCAAUUGUUGGACGUGCCAUCCAACUUUUUAAAGACAACACUCGAAUUCCGUCAAUUAGAGACAAAGAGAGGCAACCAACGUGGUACCCAAUACAACGUGCCACUCAACAAGACACAGGCCAUCUCUGGUCGUGAUGCCUUGGCCAAGGCCAUCUAUGACCGUUUGUUCAACUGGUUGGUCGAGCGUGUCAACAAGGCCAUGGAAAACAAUGCUCAAGGUUUGAUGAUUGGUGUAUUGGAUAUCUAUGGUUUCGAAGUGUUUGAUCGUAACGGUUUCGAACAAUUCUGUAUCAACUAUGUCAAUGAGAAGCUACAACAAAUCUUUAUCGAAUUCACUCUCAAAAACGAACAAAAUGAAUACGUCAGCGAAGGUAUCAAAUGGGAACCAAUUCCAUUCUUUGAUAACAAAAUUGUUUGUGAACUCAUUGAAGGAAAGAAUCCUCCCGGUCUCUUUUCUAUUCUUGAUGAUGUUUGUCGUGCUGUUCAUGCUGAAUCUGAGGGAGCUGAUAAAUCACUUUUACAACGUAUUGCAGUUUGUAAAUCAAAUCCACAUUUUGAUCCAAGAGGUAAUGCUUUUUGUAUUAAACAUUAUGCAGGUGAUGUAAUUUAUGAAGGUGCUGGUAUGAUUGAAAAGAACAAGGAUACAUUGUUAAAGGAUCAUUUGGAACUGUUACAAAUCUCUGCCAACAAGUUUGUCAGUGUACUCUUCCCAGACGUCAUUGACACUGACUCUAAAAAGCUUCCAACCACUGCCGGUUUCAAGAUCAAGUCACAAGCCAACGACCUCGUCCAAACUUUGAUAAAGUCGACCCCACAUUACAUCCGUUGUCUAAAGUCCAACGAUAUCAAGAAACCCAAUGUGUUUGAUGGUCCACGUGUACUCCAUCAGAUCAAGUAUCUCGGUCUCUUGGAUAACAUCAAGGUGCGUCGUGCCGGUUUUGCCUAUCGUACACUUUUUAGUAAGUUCCUCGAGCGUUACUACUUGCUCUCGGACAAGACAUGUUAUGCUGCCAACAACAUCUGGAAGAGUGACCCAUUGUCGGGUUGCAAGGCCAUCUUGCAAUCGCAAAACGUCGAGUCGUCGCAGUUCCAGGUCGGUAAGACCAAGAUCUUUAUUCGUUAUCCAGAGAUGCUCUUUGCACUCGAAGAGACAAGAGAACGUUACUGGCACGACAUGGCCUCGCGUAUCAAGAACGCCUACCGUAACUACAAGUCCUUCCAGUACGAGUGUUCCAACCGUAUCAAGAACGCCUUCCGUAACUACAAAAACUACCGUACUCGUUGUGCUCAGACUAUCCAAGGCUACUACCGUGCCUGGAAGCAAGCAUCACCAUUCUUUGACUUGCGUCAACAAACUGAACAACUCGUAAAUGGUCGCAAGGAGCGUCAAAGAUUCUCCAUGUUGUCGGUACGUAAGUUCUACGGUGACUACUUGGACGUGCGUUCACAAAACUAUUUGCUCGACGCUAUGGCCGAAGGUCGUGGUGAAGAGGUUAUCUUCUCGGCCAAGUGCCAGAUUGUAGUGCAUCCACUGUUGUCGGCCAACAAGAUGUCGCCACGUUUCUUGAUUGUCACCAAACAGGCCAUCUACCUCAUCAAAUUAAAGCAAAACAAGAAUCUUGCUCAAUACUUGUUGGACCGUCGUCUCCCAAUCAGCGAGGUGGCGUCAUUCUCCAUGUCAUCGCUUGGAGACAACUACCUCUUUGUUCAUGCACCCAUGGACUUUGACAUUGCACUCUGUUGCGAUCUCAAGACCGAAAUGAUGGCACACAUCAACAAACAAAAGGGAACACAGUUGCCUGUCAACUUUGGCGUUGAAAUUGAAUACCAAAAGAAGAAAAAGAGUAACAACAAGGUUCACUUUGUCAAAGAAGAGAUGCACAAGGAACCACUCUUUAAGAAAAAUACCAUUCACAUUGCAUCUGGUCUUGCAGCUGGCUCGACCAUCAACAAGGUCCGCAAGAAUCCAUCGCGUAAUCUCUCAAGUGGUGGUGGCUCGGGCGGUGGUGUGCCUAUGCGUAUGCCCGCUUCGACCGGCGGUGGUCCCAAGCCAAUGGCCAGCAAGCCAAUGGCCAAGCCCGCACCUGCCAAGCCUAUGGCCAAACCCGCACCACCCACUCCAGGUGGUCACCCAGGCAGCAAGCCAAUGCCAAAUCCAGCCGGCGCCAAACCACUCCCACAACCAGGUGCUGGCCCCUCCAAACCAAUGCCAAAUCCAGCCGGUGCCAAACCACUCCCACAACCAGGUGCUGGCCCAUCCAAGCCAAUGGGUAUGGGUCCCAAACCACCAGCUGCUGCUGGAGGUGCUCCAGGCCGUGGUGGUCCACUCCCACAACCAGGUGCCAUGAAGCAACCUGCCGGUGCUGCUGGAGGUGCUCCAGGUCGUGGUGGUCCACUCCCACAACCAGGUGCCAUGAAGCAACCAGCCAAACCAGCUGCCAAACCAGCCUCUGCCGCUCCAUUAUACAAAGCACUCUACGACUAUGAUGCCAUGCAACCAGAUGAAUUAACAUUCAAAGAAAACGAUACCAUCACCUUAAUUAAAAAGGUUGACGCAGAUUGGUGGAUGGGAUCCCAUGGAUCUCAAAAAGGAAUGUUCCCUUCAAAUUAUGUUGAGAUUCUAAAAAAGUAG
Cavenderia fasciculata is the source of this 3564-nucleotide messenger RNA. RefSeq names its product myosin IC (gene myoC). The record is from RefSeq and is a predicted model, not a curated record. Gene Ontology annotation, biological process: vesicle transport along actin filament; actin filament organization. Lineage: Eukaryota; Evosea; Eumycetozoa; Acytosteliales; Cavenderiaceae. Gene Ontology annotation, molecular function: ATP binding; actin filament binding; microfilament motor activity. Gene Ontology annotation, cellular component: microvillus; vesicle; actin cytoskeleton. Bases 1 to 3564 code for a protein of 1187 amino acids. The transcript is spliced from 4 exons.